Molecule: messenger RNA, 9871 nt
Organism: Mobula hypostoma (lesser devil ray)
Lineage: Eukaryota; Metazoa; Chordata; Chondrichthyes; Myliobatiformes; Myliobatidae
Product: neuronal migration protein doublecortin-like
Exons: 8
Coding region: 257-1390 (377 amino acids)
Biological process (GO): intracellular signal transduction
Cellular component (GO): microtubule; microtubule organizing center
Source: RefSeq, a predicted model, not a curated record
AUGAUGUGCUUGGGGAUUCAGCGGUCACGUGGAACAAAGUGAGGUUCACCAGAGUUACCUCACACUCUGCAGUGAUGACAGCGUUUGCCCGUGAGUCAACUGAUCAUGAAGUCUCGCUCUACAAUACAAAAGAUGUCUGGCUUUGAAGCUAUUUCUUCUGACCACAAGUAACAGCUUUCUGAGUCAUUUGUUGCUGCUUGUAUUAUUGGUAGGAAGAGGUCUGUUUGAUCUUCCACUCUGAUAAGUUAACCGAAGCAUGUUCCAAGAAAAAGAGCUGGAUUUCGGCCAUUUUGACGAAAGGGACAAGACGCGUUACUCAAAGGGUUCGAGGAUGAAUGGUUUACCCAGCCCCACGCACAGUGCUCAUUGCAGCUUCUAUCGCACCCGAACCUUGCAAGCCCUUACCACUGAGAAGAAAGCCAAGAAGGUCCGUUUCUACCGUAAUGGGGACCGGUACUUCAAGGGCAUCGUGUACGCAAUAUCUGCUGACCGCUUCCGUACCUUUGAUGCUCUGCUGGCAGACCUGACCCGAACCCUGUCUGAUAAUGUGAACCUGCCUCAGGGAGUUCGCAUUAUCUUCACCAUUGACGGAGCUGGGAAGAUCACCAGCCUUGAUGAACUGGAGGAAGGGGAGAGCUAUGUUUGCUCAUCACAUGACAUCUUUAAAAAAGUGGAUUACACUAAGAAUGUGAAUCCCAAUUGGUCUGUGAAUGUCAAAGCCUGUGGUACCCAGAAGGUGCCUCAGUCUCUGGCCAGUGCCAAGCACAUGACUGAAGUCAAAGAAACCAAGGAUUUUGUCCGCCCUAAGCUGGUGACUGUUAUACGGAGUGGAGUCAAGCCGCGCAAAGCUGUCAGAGUCCUGCUCAACAAGAAAACUGCACACUCCUUUGAGCAAGUCCUUACCGACAUCACUGAGGCCAUUAAGUUGGAGACGGGGGUAGUGAAGAAACUGUACACAUUGGAUGGCAAACAGGUGUCAUGUCUGCAAGACUUUUUUGGAGAUGAUGAUGUGUUCAUAGCUUGCGGUCCAGAAAAGUUUCGAUAUGCCCAGGAUGACUUUUCACUGGAUGAAAAUGAGGUGCACAGAAGUCGGACGAUGGGAGGUUUUGAUGUUGAAUGCCGUGUGGUGAAGACAAAUCCCGGGGGUAAAUCUGUUAAUGCCACACAAAGGUCUACAGGCAAGAGCUCUGGAACUUCACGUCGUAGUAAGUCUCCUGCUGAUUCUGCCAAUGGGACCUCGAGCAGCCAGCUCUCCACCCCAAGGUCGAACAAGUCUCCAGUCUCGACACCCAUUUCUACACCAACCAGCCCAGGAUGCCUUCGCAAGCACAAGGACCUGUACCUGCCACUUUCCCUGGAUGAUUCGGACUCACUGGGUGACUCGAUGUAAGCCACCGGUGUGAGCGGAACAGCAAGCAAAGUCUGGAAUUAGCCACCUGAAAUAGUGAGACUUGGAAAAGGAAAUCUGCCCAGUGCAGAGGUAUUGCUGUUGGUGCUCACAAAUUGCCAAGUGACACCAAUGGAAAAAAAAACUAAAAAAAAAGCCAAAAAGUUGCCCUUUUUUUUUAAACAGUUUGUCCAUCACAUGAGAAACCUAUUAUCUUGGAAUAUCACUGCCUUUUUCUAAACAUCUGAUAUAAAGCACUGUGAGAAUAUUUCGUAAAACAAGCAGGUCUCUUGUACAUCAUGUGUUCUGUGAAAAUUGUGGUCCCUGAUUUUUAAUUUCAUUGUGCAGUGUGAUUUUCCAUUCCUCUUUGAUAUUAAUGCGCUGUUGUUAUAUGCUUCGUUUAAAGAUCUGUUUUAAUUAUUGAGAACCUCUGCCAGUUUUUUCUUUGUACAAGAAAAUACUCUGCUGAGCAGAAAUGUUUUAACAUCCAAUUUGUUUAAAAAAGGAAAGAGGAAAAAAAAACCAAAAAAAUCACUAAGACUCAUUAGUUAAACAUAAUGCAUUGAUCUGAAAAUGGGAAUGAAUUUGAGAAUGAUGAACAACUUAAUAAGACUAAGCAUAAUGAUUUUCUAAAGUUAAAUUUGAUCAUGUUUGUUUAAUACAUUUUUUAGCAACAAAAUGAUUCUGAUUCUUGCUUUUUAUGACAUUUUGAAUGGUAGAACUAUUUAGGAUUAGAUUAACACAGCAAAUCUACAAUUUACUAAUAAGAACACAGUGUUCUUAAGCUUUUUUUAAUUUGUGAAUGUGUUCACUGUGCAAUUAUUAAAACCAGUUUGUAACUAAACUUACUGAAUAGCAUUAAUAGAAUACUUGUAAGAUCUGGUGGUGAAGAUUUUUCUUUGAAGACAGAUUUGAAAGUGAAAAGGAAUGUUGACUUGUUACUGGACUAGGAUUAGCAUGAAAUAAAUUUCCCAUGUAUAGGACUGAUCUUCUUUCUUGAUUUAGAGGAGAUAUUUACUGCUUUGCUUGACUUGACAUUUAGCUUGCAGGCUGAUGUUGCUUGAUGUGGAAUUCAAAAUGUCAGGGCACAGUGAGGCCUCUUACAUUCCACAAGCAAUCUUUGAAGAUUCAUGGUCAGAUUUUCUCUGUUACAUUCUAUACUUGCAGAAUUUCUUAAGAUGGCCAUGUUUGGGAAAGAAAUAACCCUGUAAUACCCUGGUGCUCACAGUGCCAUGAAUUCCGUCCCUUUUCAACAGUACAAGUUGGAUCCUGUAGAAGUAGCUAAGUAGCCCUUUUAUUGAAUAUUGUAGCUAACAACUUUAUUUUUAGGCCAUAAGCUCCCGUCAACCUUUAGCCAAGAAAAGUAUAUCUUGGAAGGGAUUGGUUGAAAGAAGCCUUCAGGGUGGAAAUUUAUCUUGUAGUAGAUUGUGUGCAAUUGAUUGUGUUUCUGAAAUUCAGUUCCAGACAUAAAUCUGAGGAGUGGUGGUCAGUGCACGCAUGCGCAUUCAGCAUGUACAACACUGGACGAAUUUCAACACUUUGAUGUAUUGCGAUGAGUACAUUGCCAAUUAAUUACUAUGAUUGAUACCCAUGGUUCAAAUAUCCAGUGAUGCCAUAGUGCAAAAAUUUAUUGCUCGCUUAUAUUUAAAAGCAUCCAUUGCUUAAUAGCCAUAAAAUGAGGGAGGUAGAGAGAAUUAUUAAGGAAGGCAUUUGUCUAUAGGAACAAUCAUAGAACAUAAUGGUAAUCUCUGCCUUCCAAAAUACUUUAGUUACUUGGAUUCUUUUUUAAUCUUGUCGCCAUUUUCUAAUGCCAGCUAUUUUUGAUACAGUUUUAAUUCACUUAAUACCAGUUCAAUACAGUUCAAACCGUGCCCAGGAAUUAAACACAUUUCCAUUAAAAUGAUAAGGGAUUUUGAGAAGAAAAGGAAGACACUCAACACAAUUUCUGUACCAGGAUGUCCAUGGUUUUGGCCUUGGAGAAUUAUUUUCAAAGGUGUUGUGAGACUUCCAAAUGGGAAAUAGGCUAACCUGUAGAUCAUGAAGGGCAUGCACAGUAAUGCCAAGUUUGGGUACACUACUUGUUGAUGUUUCUUGCACAAAAUUUUAUUGUAUAUUUGAGGCCCUUGACAACACUGAAGCAACUGGAGGCUUGAAGGCUGCUCAACCCAGUUUGGCUGAGCAUCAAAAUCUGAGGUAGUGAUUUUCCCACCAAUAAUUGCCCAAACCCCUCUCCUCAACCGCUACUUGUUGCCAAAUACCUCAGAAAUCCCAUCAUGCCCCCUUCCAAAAUCAUCUGUCCAAUUAUCUUCUCAUUUUCCUGAACCACCUUGGUUAUCCACCACAUCUCACACGUCCAAGGUUUUUAGAGAGAGCUGAUGAGGAGGAAGUGUUGAGAGCCUAUACUUCUCCUCUGCCCCUCACCACCCCAUCCUCAGCUCACCUCCCAUACCCUGAGGUGGCUUGAUAAUAGGAAGCAGAGGCUGAUGGUGGAAAGUCAAUUCUCUGACUGGAAGCCUGUGACCUGUUGAGUGCCCCAGGAGUGUGUGCUGUGACCUCUGUUAUUCAUUAUGUAUAUAAAUAAUUUGAAUGUGAAUAUACAUGGUACGAUUUCCAAACUAGAGGGUCUUGUUGCUAGAGAAGCAGGUUACAAUGAAUUACGCAGGGAAUUUGAUCAAUCACGAAAUGGACUAAGGAACAGCAGAAGGGUUUGAAGCUGGAUAAGUGUGAGGUGAUGCAUUUUGGACAUCUAAACCAGGGUAGGAGCUACACAGCAAAUGGCAGGGCACUGACAUGUUUUGUGGAAUAGGGAGACCAAGGAGUAUAAGUACACGGUUCACAGAAAGUGGCCCCUGCAAUAUACAGGAUGGUAAAAUGGCAUUUAUCAUGCUGGCCUUCAUUAGUCAAGACAUCGAGCUGAGUGGCAAUAUGCUGCAGUUAUAUAGGUUGUUGGUGAGGCUGCACUUGGAGUAUCAUGUACAGUUUUGGUCACCCUGUUACGGAGAAGAUAUUGUCAAGCUGGAGAGGGCGAAGGAGAGGUUUACUAGGAUGCAGCAUAGAUUAAAGGGCCUGAGUUACAGGAAGAGGUUGACCACACUGGAUCUUGGAGUGUAGGAGAAUGAGGGGUGACCUCUUAGAAGUUUAUAAAAUCACACAUGGUAUGAAUAAUGUGGACAGUCACAGUCUUUUCCACAGGGUGGGGAAUCCAGACCUACAGGGCAUAGAUAAGAGGGAGAGAUUCAAAAGAGACCUGACCGGUAACGUAGAGGAUGGUGAAUACCUGGAAUGAACUGCCGAGGGAAAUGGUUGAGUUAGGUGUAACUGCAACACUGACGGGGCAUUUACUGCAGAUAGAUACAUGGAGGGGAAAGGCUUGAAGAGUUAUGGGCCAAGCGAGGGCAGCUGAGACAAGCAGGCAGGAUGCUGUGGAAAGCACAGGCCAUUUGUACUGGUGACCCUGUUUCCAUGCUGUAUUGCCCUGUGACUGGGGAUUCUUAUCUUUAUAAUCCCAAUUAUCUGCCCGAUCCCUAAUCCCGAGUUGCCCCCCCCCCCACUAUCCUCUAUGACACUCCCUCUCAUCAUGUUGAUCUUCCAGUUCUGGGUCCGUAACCAUCUCCCCAGUUUUCUACCCAACCCACACAAUCUUCUCUCUAGCUUCCGAUGCAAUCCCCAUUCUCUACACAGGUUGGAGAUCUCAGUAGAAAGUGCUGCUUUAUCACCGCUACACCCCCCCCCACACACACCUCAUUAUACCCAGGACAAUGACUUAUCUGCAGUCCUCAAAGGGUUAACUCAAUAAAGAUUAACAAGUGCGGAGUCACAGUAUUUUGUUGGAUGUUACACCUGAUUCUGAAUGUUUCUAGCUGAGUAGCUUCCAUGGAGCCAUAGAGUAAUAAUACAAAAUGGCAACAGGCGCUUCGGCCCAACUGAUCCAUGCUGUUCACCUUGCUAAUCAUAGUUUCCUGCAUUCAGCCCUUAGCCCUCUUAACAGCUUCGGUCCAUGUACCUAUCUAAAUGCCUCUUCAAUGUUCCAAUUGUACACUCCUUGACCACUUUCUCUGGCAACUUAUUUCAGAUGUUCAGUACUCUCCCAUUUAAUUUCCAUGAUCCUGAUCUCAACCUUUGGAGUUAAUACAAAGUUUAAGAUGAAAUAUGACAGUGUAUCCUCAUCAAGAUGAGGAGGAAUAGUCAACAAAGAAACUGUUUCCAGCCUGCUUUCUCCUGUGCUCCACCCAGCAGAAUCGCAUCAGUCAUGAAGAGAGCAGGAUAGACAUAAUUCCACUCUUCCAGCAGGAAGAAGACAUACUGACAGGGAAUGGCUGGAGAUAAGAUCUGGAGCAGGGAAUGCAGGACAUGAUUAUAACUGUGUCAGUUCAUCGACAUGAACUGAAUCCACGUCACAUCAUUUGAAGUUCAGACGAGCUAAGUGUCACUCCUUUAAUAGCAAGUACAGUGCAGGAUUACAGUUAAAACAGGAGUUCGCAUUGUGUCUCUUACAGGCAACUGGAAUGUGUAGCAAUGGAGCAGUUCACCUCUGAGUGGUUGAAUUAGUGUCAGUGCACAAGGUUCACAACAAUUGGAGAAAGUGGCUUGGGCCUUUUCAUAAGCAAGAUCUACUUAAGUGCUUCCUUUAAACUGCACAUCAUUAGAUUUCAUGUUGUGGCAAUCUCUGGCUGUUCAGGAUUUGCCCUGCGUACAUUGUAGGGCAGAUUAAAAGUGUGCUGAGAUAACUGAGCAUAUUAAAGCCCGUGCACAAGGUGUGAUUCAAUAUUCUCCAUUCGUGGGUCUUUGCAGUUACUGGCCUGGACAGCUGAUUAAGCUCCUGCCACAAGAAGGUAGCUUUUAAUAGAUAUGAUUAGCUGCUCUGGUGGGCUCCUGGCCUUUCCAGGCAGAUAGACCUUGCUGUGAGGUUAUGCUCUGUGCUUCCAGGAGAAGGGAGUGAGACCACUUUAUGAGGCGAAGCCGUAGGCUGCAGCAAAUGAAAUGACCUCAUGAGGCAAAUUCCCCUCAAAUGCCCUGAGAGGCAAAUUCACUGGUUAGUUUAUGUUGCAGCAUGCCCCUGUGAAUAGAGCGUAGGUGAACUGCUGGUAAUUGAAAAGAAUGCAGUUUGAUAGUAAUGCUAACAAGCAGUAUUUAUUCAACAAAGUAUCAUUACCUAUGGCUAUGAGUGUAUUACAGUGGUAUCUUUUAUUUUUCAUUGAAUAUUUUAACCAAAGUGGCAGUUGAUUUGUAUGUAUUCUUCUAAGCUAGACAAAGGCUCACAGAGACUAAAGCCAGUCUCUGAUUAGCAUAUCUGGCCAGCCUAAAAUGAAAGCUGGUGUUAAUGGUCCAAAUGUUACAAAUAGAGAUCAAAUUACAAAAGAUAAAAAGAAACCUUUAUAAUAGACUGAAGCGUUGCCUGCUAUGUUCUGCAUUCAUUCUUCUUUUCGCCAUGCACAUCAUGGGCAGUGCAACCUGGGACUGCCAGCAUUCCCAUGGAAACAGAUGGGCUGUUUUCGUCGCCACGCAACGAGACGUGCGGGAAUAAGUGGCACUGUUCCCAUAAUUGGCUGUUGCCAUGUGAGGCAGCGACAUGAAUGUGAAAAAGCAGGAAGGUGAAGUAAAGUUAGUUCAGGAUACAAGUCAUCAGCAGAGGCUGGGCACAAUGUGAAAUAAAUUGGCACGAUGGAGAUUGGUUAGAAUGCUGACAUAGAACAUGCAGUGGAUCAGCACUGAACCUGGUUAAUACUGAUUACGGGAUUACAUUUAUAGUGUUUUAUAUCCAGAGAAAUGUAUUGCUGAACAGCUCCACUGUCCUCUCUAAUUACUUUAUCAGACUAGAGGAUAAAUGAUGAUUUCUGGCAUUUCUUGUCAUAGUGUCUUCACAACCUCUCCAUAUAAUUUAAAAUGUAAUACUCUGGUGCAUACAAUAACAGUGCUCUUCAAACGUAGAAGCUGGACUUAAAUACAGCUAGGCCAAUGUGAUGCAAAUUUUAUCUCUGCACUUUGAUUUUAAAUGUCCUCUCUGUGGUGUUUUUAAUCCAUUCUGAGUUACAAACGUGUAGCCCCACUUGCUGGAAAUUGAUCUAAAAUUCUCAAUGUAAUCAGAGGAGUGAAAGGUUGAGCCAUAUUCACAUUAGUCUGGUUUUGAACUUGCCUCUGCAAUUUAUAGCAAUGAAGCUUUUUAGGGCAAAGGAAUUGAGAUUCUUUGCCUCUGACUGUGUUGGACCUUGUCUAACACCCCGUGCUGGUGGUGAAGACUAGAGGUGAAAGUGUUUCCCAGCAUCACAAUCUCAACCAGCAUAGUCUUCACAAUAUAUAAAAUUUAUACUCUUUUAGUUCAACUGUUGUGUUCUUCAUCUCAUGGUUGCUGAAUGUGCAUUUUUUUCUCUACUGUCUUUAUUCACCUUACUGUAUUUACGGUUCUCCAGAUGGAUCUGCUAUGUUUAAGUUGCGUUCAUUUCUCGGACAGCACCAAAAGGCGCGUGUUGCCCAGACAACCUUAGCAUCCAAUCUAUCACAGACACUAACCUCUUCACCACAGCCCUUCUCCGCGUCUAAAAGCUUGGCUGUUUCCUCAUUCAUGCAGUUCCGAUCAAGAUCUUAGAUCUAAACAUAAGUACAUUUUAUUUUCUGCAGAUGCUGCCUGACAUGCUAACUAAUCUCAGCAUUUUCCGUUUUAUUUGUGAAAUGUAUCACAUUUGUGAUAUGUUGUGUAUAAAAUAGCUCCAUCCUGUAAUGUUCCAGACCUUUGUUUAAAGUGCAUCUUAUGAACAGGGCUAGAUGAUAUUCUCAUACACGAUUAGAUUCAAUAGGCCAAGUGACUUCCUUGGAAAUUUCUAAAUUCACUUUUAAUAAUAGUGAAAACCUAAUGAGUUUGUCUCUUUGCAUGUCACAGAAUGUUAGAACUGUGACAGAUAUGAAAAUCUACUGAUAAAGAAUUUAUUAAUGAGCCUUGGAUAUUGUUGAGAUUGUAAAGGAGUAUGUGCUGUAUUCCUGAUCUUAAUGUUGACUUCAGGUGAAAUUAGCAAAGCAAAUCCAGACCAAAAUUAAAGAGGUCAUUUGAUGCCGUCACAGACGGUGCCUUCCAGAGCUGAAGGCAAGGAUCAGAUUUCCUCCCUGUACACCAUUAACUGGAUAUCUCACUGAUCCUUACUCCAAUACCACUCUGAUUUCCCCCAUGAAUGGGAAAUGGAAACACAUGUUUAAAAGCUUCAUGCUUUAAACAGGAAUCUUCUAACACUCAACAAGUAUCCUGUGGUGUUGAAAGUGGUUAAUCCUUUAAAAUUAGUCAGAAAUAAAUGGUUGACUUGAUGCCAUAAAAACGAUGCGAAACAUUUUAAAACCUGCAACUUCAUAUUGAAACGCUAAUAUUUUCUAUAUCCUUUGCAUAAUAGGUCUCAAAGAACAUCCUGCUUUCCAUGUCAUUACUCCCAGUGACUGUCAUUCUCUGCAGUCACUCUCUAACGCAAACAAUUCUCUGGGACCGCUCCCAAGUACUUGGCUUUCUCUGUAUAAUCAUUCCCAGGUGUCACCUACUUUCAACAUAAUUCCCUUAUUGCUUGUUUCUGACUAGAUCAUCUUGGGGGAUCCAGUUAGUUCUUGGUGAGCAGUGGUUGUAGUACAGCAAUACACCUCUCUGUAAAUCCAUUAUCAGAAAAUUAACCAGAAUAGCAAUGAAAUAAUAUUAAAGCUCAAAUGCAACAAAAUUUGGUUUUGAAAGCAAAAAGCCUGCCAUCAAGUUAAAUAUGUAAUGGAACUAAGGGAAGGAUGUUCCUUUAUAAAGCAUUAAUUUCUGAAUAGUUUGCUUGCUUGUUUUUUUCUAUAAAAUCAGUGCUAUCAUGCUUGAAACUUGCAUGUUUUCUGCUUUCUGUGGUGAAAAGUCAGUUUGCUCCUUUUUGCUGCCUUUUUUGUGAAAUUCUAAAUGUACAUAAAAUGUUUAUUAUUAUUGACUUUUUAAACUAAUAGUGAAUAGAUGUAGUUGGAACUCUGUAACGUAGUUUUACUAAAGUGCACACUAGUAGAGAUUAAAUGAUAGAAGUGUUUGCUUGUUAGGUGAGGUGUAGAGGAUUAAUUUCCAUUCAGCUUUGAGGUUCCUACGCAGUAAUUUCAGUUUCUCUUUCGUGGCAAGUUUGACAUAAUUGACCUCUGCAUUUGACUCUACCUAUUCUUCAAAGGUAGAACUAAAAACGUUGAUAGUAUUCGCAACCGCAUGAGAUUUGCCUUCACUUUAGGCUUUGCUUCAUAUAUUCCGAUAUAGCCCUGGAAAUUCUCACAGGGCUGUUUUAAAAGAAAGCAGUUCAUUCUUUUAUAGCCUUCAGGAUGGGUUUAUACUGUUUUUAAAAAGACGAGGUCAAAUCAUUCCAUUUUUUUAGACUGCUAUCAAAGAGAAACUCAAGUUUGUUUUGUGACUUCUUUUCUAACACUUGUAGUUUGGAGUUGUAUUCAUUUAAAUGUACAUUUGCAAGAUGUGUGUAAUUUAAAAAAAUACAUUUGAUGGAAAUCUUA